CGACGCAAUGGGUCCAAGGAGGAAGGCCUCUAAACUUCAACAUUUAGGGGCCAGCUGUGGAUGGGAACUGCCUCUGAGGCCAAAUGAGCCCAAAGACUACAUCAACGAAUUGUCCCAUGAAGUUCUCUGUCAUAUAUUCAGUGCGCCCGGCGUUGUUGUGUUGUGAGCAGAGCACGCACGUGAAAGGGGAGGCGACAACUAGUACGCGGCUCCUGGGCUCGUGCUAUGGCUAGUGUCCAAAAAGACGAGGAAAUUUGCUCCCCUUUAGGCUUCAAGUCAUUCGUUUGGAAGCACUUUGGAUUCCAAAGAAAAGAUGGCUCAACGGACAAGACACGUGCAGUUUGUAAAUCCUGCCAUGCGGUGAUCAAAUAUUCAGGGAGCCGCACAUUUAAAGAAAAAACACGACAUCAAAGUUCAGUGUUAAAGUACCUUCCCAUGAAGGACAUCAUAUGCAUGGAGUGUCUCUCCAGAAAGCUCAGAGAAGCUGUCACCCUGUACUUGCGAGUGAUCAAAGUAGUGGAUCUUUGUGCUGGUCACUGGUGGGAAUAUAUGCCCUCAGGUUUUACAGAUAGCAGCUUCUUGCUUCUUUUGAAGAAGAUGCCCGACCUGGAGCAGCUAUAUGGCCUUCACCCCCGAUACCUCGAGAGAAGACGAGUCAGAGGCUACGAUGCGUUCAGUAUACCUGGUGUCGUGGAGGCACUCCAAGCCUGUCCCAGUCUGCUGGGUGUUGAGACGUCCCACCUUGAGCUGGUGGAAGCCAUUUGGAACUACAUGCCACAGGUUCACAUACUUGGGAAGUUCCGUAAUCGCAACGGGGCUUUCCCAAUUCCAGCUGAAAAUAAAUUAAUCAUCCCCAUUACUGCAAAAAUCCAGACACUUCACCUUGUGGGUGUAAAUGUCCCAGAGAUCCCUUGUGUGUCCAUGCUGCGCCACCUUUACCUAAAGUGGGUCCGUCUCACCAAACCUCAGCCAUUUAAAGAGUUCCUCUGUGUCAGCCUGAGAUCCUUUGUCAUGCGGAACUGUGCAGGUCCAACCAACUCCCUCAAAUACGUUCCCCUGGUUACUGGUUUAGCUUCAGCCCGAAAUCUUGAGCAGCUAGAGUUGGUGAGAGUUCCCUUCCUUGGAGGGCUCAUCCAACAUGUGGUAGAGGACAGCUGGAGAUCAGGAGGAUUUCGGAACCUCCACACCAUUGUGUUCGGAGCCUGUAAAAAUGCCCUGGAAGUGGACCUCGGUUACCUUGUCAUUACUGCUGCUCGCAGACUUCAUGAGCUACGUAUCCAGCCAUCACUAACAAAAGAUGGAGUGUUCUCAGCUCUCAAGAUGGCUGAACUAGAGUUUCCUCAGUUUGAUACCCUUCAUCUUGGAUACGUGGAUGAGUUCCUGCUCCAAUGUAAGAUGAGUCAUUCAGAGCUGGUGAAGUAUGGUCUGGCUGAUGUGGUAGAGAACCCAGGCAUCAUCACUGAUAUCGGCAUUAAAGUGGUGAAUGAGGUAUUUAGUAAUAUAAAAUACCUGCUCAUCUACAACUGUCCCCACCUUCAUAACCCUCACCAUUGGAUUACAGAUCAGUCCAGAUGGACCAGACUUGUUGACCUCACACUGGUACGCUGUCACGCUAUCAAACUGGAGUCUUUUUCCCAGUUCAUCGAAGCAGUUCCCAGUUUAGAGUUCAUAUGUCUGGACCAAAUGUUUCGAGAACCACCAAAGGGUUGUGCCAGAGUAGGCCUGAGUGCUGGAACUGGUAUUGGUGUGUCCUCGGCUCUGGUCAGCAACCAAAACUCUAACAAUGACAACAACAAUAAUAACCACCACCAUCACCACAACAACAACGAGGCCAAUCUGCCUCCUCCUCCUCCUCCACAUCCACCCCCCCCUCCUCCUCCGCCUCCUCCUCCUCCACCACCGCCACCUGUUUACAACAUCGAAAGACAUCAGCAGCAGCACAAUGCACCAUUGGAAGUCAAUGGGAUAGACGAUGUGGAGGAGAACAUGCGGGCAGAGCCAGAAAUUGAGUUGGAAGGAGCUGACAUGGCAGUGGCAGCAGAUCGCGAUGGCGCUGCUGGACCCAGUCAUCCAGCUGGUUCACCACAUCUAUCUAGUGGUGAUGAAGAGCAAGCAGGUCCCAGUGGUUUGGUUCGGCAGUGUAGACCUCCCGGGGUUGCCAUUCCCAAGCCCUCACUAAUCCUGUCUGACUCGGACAGUGAGGAGGAGGAGGAAGGCCUCGUUUCAAGACUAACUCCAGCAACUUCCUGCUCACAGCAACCUAUUUCUUGCACAGAAGGUAAAGGAAAGACUCCUCUGCGGCGGAACAAUAAUGUGCCUGGAUCAACGUUGGUCUCGGGAAAUCGGGUGAAGCCUCCUGCGUCAGAGGGUCGCUGUGAAAAGAGCUGUCAGGUGACCAGUGAACAAAUCAAGGCUGACAUGAAGGCUGCAUCCGAGAACAGUCGGAGGACUAGCAAUAAAGGCGUCAACACAGAAUCAGGGGAGACCUCACCGAGGCCAGGGCAGGAUGGCACAGUACAAGGCUCCGGUGUCAGUGGGGCAGCAGAAAGGCCGCUGACCCAAUGUGUGGACAUAAUUGAACCUGGAUCAGCCCAGGGACCUGAGAGGCGAGCUACUGGAAGUGACAGGACUAAUGGGGGCACAGUAAACCACGCUGGAGCACAUAGUGGUGACUGCAGCACCAGAGAAGUUGGAUUAAGGCAAACUUCUGGUACUGCUAGUGUUGCGCAUCUAGAAUCCAAAGGUUCUGUUGAAAACAUGACUUCAGGACAACCAGCUGGUCAGAGGCACAGACGAACGCCGGUGGCUCAGCGUUCAAGUUGUAAGCGAACUCUGGCCAGUGAUGAGAACUCUCCACCCAGACGACCUUUGACCCGGUCCUGCACUCGCAUGUCUUCUGUAUCCCUGAUGCCAGAGACAGAUCUUCCAAGAACCAGGCCUCGGGUAGCAACAAGGAGGAGGAGAAUGGCUGACAAAUCAACCAGUACUUCGGACCCGGUGACAGAGGAUGACCAUAUACAGGUGUUGACCCUGAAGAGUAAGAACCUGGUGGGGAUCACUCUGACCAACUGCGGUAUCACCGACCUGGUCCUUAAAGACUGUCCCAAGAUGAUGUUCAUUCAUGCUACCCGAUGUCGAGUGUUGAAGCAGCUGCGAGUGGAAAGCGCUCCUAUUGUUAACAGGUUUGACUAUGCACAAUGCAAGAAGCUGAACAUGGAACAGGUCCUGGAUCAGAUUCUGAGAAUGCCUCCUGAGCGCAACCGCAUCAUCUACAUGCGUCCUAUGCACCAGAUUGAUUCUGUGGCAUUGGAACGUCAGCUCUUCCAGGGUCCCUAUCCCUAUCAUAUCGCUAUAGUUCAUGAGUUCAGCAAUCCUCCAAAUAUACGCAACAAGGUCCGCAUUCGCAGUUGGAUGGACACUAUAGCCAACAUCAGCCAAGAGCUAAUCAAGUACGAGUUCUUCCCAGAGGCCACCAGGACAGAAGAAGAUGUAAAGAAGUAUCCUAAAUAUCCCUGGGGCCGAGACAUUUAUACACUAGAGGGUCUGUUGGAUGGUGCCCCCUACAGCAUGAUAACAGACUUCCCAUGGCUCAGAACUCUGAGAGCUGCCAACCCCAACAACUACGCCCGCUAUGACUUUGAGGACGACGAGAGCACCACCAUCUACGCCCCGAGGAGGAAGGGUCAGCUUUCGGCCGACAUCUGCAUGGAGACCAUUGGCGAGGAGAUCUCUGAGCGGCGACAGAGCAAAAGAGGAGUGUUUCAGCGAGUCGUGGUUCUUUUCCUCCAUCACUGUGACACGCCCGGCGAACCAGUUGAUGACGACUACAUUUAAGACAUUCUGACUGACAUAAGACUCCAUUCCAUUUGGGAAAUGGCAACAUGGCAUUAAUUGCGUUAGUGUCCGAGCUGCCGGCCCGGUUCAUCCGACCUGCGCCGCACUCUUGAACGCAACUGUGGGGUGGGGCCAAAGAUCAUUAUGCAGCAAAAUGGGCAUGUUGUCAACAUGACUCCAAAUAACGCAAGCUUUUGUCUUACAUGUCUUGACUUUUCAUUCAUGAAGCAUUUUAGUGUUGCAGUAUUCCAUUACAUAAAAAAAGUUUAUAGAUACGUUUAAGUAUUAUAAUCAUGGCUUGUGUGCGUGCGUGCGCGCGCGCGCGCGAUCCGUGUGUUUGUUUAUUUAUUUAGAUUCAUCAUUCACCAGAAACACAAAUUUUCAGUUGUCAGUUAGGUCACUUUACAGACACAUUUUCACCCUGGAAAAAAAAUUCGUACCCAAGAUGCAUUGGUUUUUUUGGGAAGGGCUCGACAAAGAUAAUUUAAAGGGUCUAUUACGUGCACUUGGGAAAAAGUUGUGGAUCCCUGCAACUAAGCGCAUUGAAUCCUAAAGUCAACGAAAAGUUGGAAUGUUGUCAAUUCUUGAUUUGACUUCUGCCCCUGUCCUUUUGUGUGUCCUGAAUCUUGCUCAGAGCCAUAUCCGCACCUAUGGAAGGGAGAUGAUUGGAAAUAGUAUUGGAUCCGAUUUCUAUUUGAUUUGUUGAAGGCCUUGCAUUCCCCACACCUCACCCAUCCUCACCCCAAAUUGUCAGAGGUACUUUCAGUGCCUUGAUUGUCACUGGUCAUUUGUUGUCAGGGUCAGUCAGUAGGUCAUUAGACAUGAAGUUGGCAUGUAACUAAUCCUGGACACCGCUUCUACCCACUUGUCACAUUUGCAGUGUGGAAUUUGUCAAAUAUUGUAUGCGUCUUGGUGGACUAGGGGUUGAUAAAUGUCAACAAUUGAAGCAAUUAUUGAACGGUGACUGAACAGAGUAAAAAAAUAAAAAAUAGCCCCACUGUUUUUUUUUGUUAAGCAACAGUUGUACAGACAUUGUAGAUAGUCAUGUUCCUCCAUGCUGUUUAUAUGUUUAUAAGAAAAGGUUAUUUCACAUUAUGGAAAAUAAAACUCGGCAGGAAAUGAA
Molecule: messenger RNA, 4957 nt
Organism: Syngnathus typhle (broad-nosed pipefish)
Lineage: Eukaryota; Metazoa; Chordata; Actinopteri; Syngnathiformes; Syngnathidae
Gene: fbxo38
Product: F-box protein 38
Exons: 21
Coding region: 226-3834 (1202 amino acids)
Biological process (GO): protein K48-linked ubiquitination; SCF-dependent proteasomal ubiquitin-dependent protein catabolic process
Cellular component (GO): cytoplasm; nucleus
Molecular function (GO): protein binding; DNA binding
Source: RefSeq, a predicted model, not a curated record